UCUCAGCGGAUGAGUCAAUCUCUGCUUGACAUUUACGAAAAUAUAAACAAACGCCUUCGCUUUGGUGAGGACAAGGAGAGCGUCAAGAACAAGAAAAUGGCGUCCGACGAGCUGCCUGUUUGUGUUUGCGGGCUGGAAAGUGUAAAUGACCGGUUUAUGAUCGAAUGUGACAUUUGCAAGACGUGGUACCAUGGAGACUGUGUCACGGUUUUCGAAUACGAGGCACCAGACAUCGCAAAAUACCACUGCCCUCGGUGCGAACCCAUGUACGGGCCGUCCACCUACAAUGCUCCAGCCAACUAUCACAGACAUGAUUGCAAUGAUGCAAAUGCCGAAACGAAACCCGUUCAAACCGGGACUCCUGUGUUCAUCACCGAGCUCAAAACACGGCACUUUCCACCUGCUGAUGAGGUAGUUCAACGACUGCAAGGACCCCAAAUAACCACCCAGUACUUAUACCAGAAUGGGUUUGAUUACCCAAUUCUCAUUGAAGACAAAGAUGGUCUGGAAAUGAAGCUUCCACCUGAUGAUUUCUCUCUGCGGGACAUUGAGAAACUUCUAAGCAGUGAACGUGAACUAGAUGUGAUAGAUGUGAGUCGACAAAUUGACUUUCGUAUGAAGAUGCGGGACCUUGUGCAUUACUACAGGCAGCCAGUGAGAAGGCGAAUUCUCAAUGUGAUCAGUUUGGAAUUCUCAGAUACCGCUAUGAACAAUUUAGUGGAUGCACCACUUAUUGCUCGUCAAAUAGACUGGGUCAACUAUGUUUGGCCUGAUGAUGACAACGACUGUGAGAGGCCAAAGGUUCAAAAGUAUUGUUUAAUUGGUGCAAAGGAUAGUUACACUGAUUUCCACAUUGACUUUGGGGGCUCCUCUGUUUGGUAUCAUGUGAUGAGGGGAGAGAAGGUGUUUUAUCUAAUAAAACCAACUCAAGCAAAUCUCUCUCUCUACCAACGUUGGAUGACAUCAUCAACUCAACACGACAUGUUCUUUGGUGAUCAGGUUGAUGCCUGUUAUCGCUUGGUUCUUAGACGGGGCAAUACCCUCCUAAUUCCAACAGGAUGGAUUCAUGCAGUUCUCACACCCUGUGAUACUUUGGUUUUUGGAGGCAAUUUUCUUCAUAGUUUCAAUAUUCCUCUUCAAAUUGAGAUGUACGAGAUGCAGCGCAAGAUGGCACUGACGGACAAACCUCUUGUUUAUGAAACAGAACUGAAGAUGAACACCCCUCAAAAGUUCCGGUUUCCAGCAUUUGAAAGAACACAUUGGUAUGCUGGUGAAAGGCUUGUGCAGGAACUUCAGGAUUGCCGAAGUAGUAACAGUUCAAAGUAUAUGACAACCUUAUUAACGGGAGCAAAAGCUCUGGUGAGUGCUUUAAAGUUGUGGAAUAUCCGAAGAGUUGCUGAAGAAGUUCCCGCUACAGUGGACACUCACAAGCUUCUUAAAGAGCUUUCUAAAGAAAUUCGAAACACUGAACGCCACUUCAAUCAUCUGUGGCCUCCAAAACCAGAACGUGAAUCUAAGCGUCAGAAGAAAAAACCCAUAGACAAAGAUUUCGUGGAUUUCUCAUCUUUAAAAGAUGAACAAAUGAAGAUUAGCCCCAAAAGCCCCAAAAAAGAAGCACCAAAUGUGACUCCUAUAAAAGUACUCCUUUCCAAAGACAAAUUUGAUUCUGAACUGGCAGGAACCCUGGCAAGUGUUUCAGGUUCAUUAUGUAAGACAGAAUGCACUGACAAUCAAGAUAGCAACGAUUCCACUAAGCUACGAUUGAAGCUAACUCUUCCGAAGCCAAACAUCUAUCCAUAUUCAAAUGCUCCAUCACUAGAUAGCUCAAGUCCAUACAUACCCACAACAUCACCAGGGUCACCCCAUCAAAUGCCAUCAUCGCCAAAUGUUUUGAAUGUUAAGAAUCCACGUCAGAAAUCUACGUCUAAGCGAAAUAAGCAGACGGUUAAUAGUCCCAAAGUGGAAGUUAUAAAAAAUGAACAUCUUCAAAAAGAUCAAGUAACUUUACAAAAUUCCAGCACCCCAUCAGCUCAACUGAAAGGUGGUACAAUUUUGAGGUUUAAAUUUGGACCAAAAGGAUCGUCUGUAGUUAACAAACAGGUGCCUUUAAUUGAUAAUGAUAUUUAUGACUUCCACGAUAGUGAUGAAGAUAAUCGCCUUUUUAUUGAUGAAAAAGUUGGUAACAGGAAAAGUAAAAAUCUAUUUAAUGUGAAUAUAAAUGAUAUAAAUCCUGAGAUCUUUGGAGCAGAUAUGGAAGUUGCAGGUGAGGUAGAUGUUGUAUCUGAUACCCCUAAAAAUGGUAUUGAGGAAUUACUUAAGGCAUCUUGUUACACAGUUGAACCUCCAGAAGAUGUGUAUUCUGGAAGAGCAACUCAAUCAACCAGAGAAGCAAUAGCUGGUAUGCUAUCUCUUGGCAGUUCCGGGUUUUGCGAACAAGAUUCAGCUUCAGGCCGUUCUCAUCAACAAAGACCUAAGGUUCAUUUGCCAGUUCGCAGUAAGAUUCAGCAGUUGGCAGAGGAACUGGGUGAGCCUAUAGACAAAGUUCAUCAGGAUGAAGAUUACAUUUACCCUUCACUUGAUGCUUCUGAUGAUGAAGAUGGUGUCUUCAAGCCUAGGAGUAAACGACCCAUGGAUGAAGCAUGGAAUCCAAAAGCAAGAGUUGGACCCGUUGGACCCAAGGUGCAUCGACCUGCUAGAGAAGGUGCCAAAAAGCAAUCGGUUGAAAAGGGGCUGGAAGCUGCUGCAGCUAAAAGGGCUGGUUUGCCACCCCCAAAGAGACCCUACUUUAAAAAGACACCCAAAGCGCCUGUUGAAGCUGUACCGACCAAAGUAGAAGCUCCUAAGGUUUUGUCCUCCUCAACAGCAACUACAUCUACUACUCCUCAACAGGCAGCCCAGACAGUCCAGGCAGCCCAGGCAAGCCAAGUAGGCCUAGCAGGCCAGGCAGGUCAAACAGGCCAGGUAGGCCAGGCAAGCCAAGCUACUCCACCACCAACAUCGCCUGGGAAAUCUGCUCCUGCUGAUGCCUCUCAGAAGAAAGUUGUUAAAAUUAAAACUCACAGGAAGGGCAUGGCAACUGCCAAGCAAAGACUAGGUAAAAUUCUUAAAAUACACAAAAUGAUUUAUUGAUUAUAAUUGCACUACUGUAGUUCCUUCAUAAUUUAAGCUAUGUGAUCAUUUGUAUGAUUGUGUUUCUUUGUCCCCCUGCUACUUUGUGUUAGGUAAUUAUUAUUGUUUUUAUCAUGUGGAUAGCUAUGUCCAAAUUUUGGCAUGUAAAUGUCCAAAAUGUUUUUCAAAGUACAAAUUUUUAUUAUAAAUGUGUGGAUAUUUAUACGUCUUUACUUUCUGAUAACUUUCUGAACGUAAUCAUAACUUACAUGUUUAUCUUAUCUUAUUUGUGUAGGAUGCACAGAAGAAAAAAAACUAUGCACGCACAGUGGUUAUUAGUCUGUAGGGCUGCCUCCUGUAAUUAGUGUCUUGCUUUUGCGUCAUGCUGUGUGAAUGAUUAACUGUGAAUGUUUCCAAACCUUUGUUACUUCUAGUUUUGUUUCAUACUUCAUAAUUCGUUCUAAUGACCACUGAAAGCGUUCAUUUGCUUUUUUUUGUUUUGUUUUGCCACUCUCAUCCUUAACCUUAGAGAUCUGCAUCUCUAUAAACAAAUUAGCUGUGCAAUAUUUAAUUUAUAAAUCCUCUAACUGAAGGUUACUUAAUUUGUAAAUAGAAAGUGUAUUUGUUUGCUGCUCUUAUUUCAAAAUCUCUCAACAUAUUGUCAGACUGCUCUCAGUCUCUAAUUUGAAAGCACUUUUAACUAGUACUACCCAAUGUGUUAUUAUGACCAUCUCUUAGAGAAAUCUUGUGAAUGUACAUUUCUGUUUAUUUAAAAUUCUUAGAAAGCAAGGGGACUUACAAUUUUGUCAUAAAUGAAGUGUGGGAAAGAAGGGGGAAGGAAUUGUAAAAUUAUUUUUUUUGUAGGUGGUUGAAAAUUGCAAAAGUUUGAUGGAAUCUUUAUCAUUAAUGCCUUAUGUACUUUUUUUUUUAAAUGUUACUUCAUUAACCUUUUCCAAAAUGUUUAAAAUUUAUAAUAAUGUGUGUCCUUUUCCUAAAUUUCAUGCUCGUACAAUUGUUGUUACUGUUUUUUCUCCUUGUCACUUGUCUUUGUUAUUUUCCAGCAGACCUGCCGUUCGGGAGACAUUAAUGGGCUGGAUUUCAUCCUGUAAUUUGUACCUUAUUCAAUCCACUGACUUGUCUGUGAUCAUGGAAUAGAUUUAAGUAUCAUGUGUUUGAUUUAAGUAAUUGUCCAUAUGCUAUAUAAAGCAUCACCCAAUGAAUUUUCCCUGUCUGUAGAAUGUAAAACUAAUUUGUCUUGUAAAUCACCAUUCCUGGUGAAUCUUGUUUCAAUUUGCUCCUCAGCUAUCCUGAUAACUUAUACUUUAUCUUCUGUUGACUGCUUAAAAUGUUUCAGUUUCGUCCCUUGCUCUUUUCCUGGUUUAGUAUCAAUGCAAUUUUGUGUCACUGUGCCCUCAGCUGGAUCUGAUGUGCAGUCACACACCUGCCACAUUCUUAUUCCAAGUUUUGAGACUGUUGUUUGGUAUUGUCUUUUGAAGAUAAUCCAUUCCUAAUUGCACCCCAUUAUGGGCGAAAUUUUUGAGAAACCGCAUGUUUUUUUUAUUUCCUGUACAAUAGCUCAUUCUGCCGUAAGUUUUUUUUUUUUUUUUUUUUUUUCAUUUUUAAUUCAUUGAUGAGAGAGAACUUGCCAUGUUUCAUUUUUUAGUUACCUUUCAUCAGUAAUUAUUUUUAUUUUUGUAAACGUAAGUUUGUUACCUAUGGUUACUCCUUUUGAUCUGGAAGUUCAUUUAGUGUACUUUUCAGUAUUUUCAUCAAUUUGUGAAUGUUUAUACUAGGUUGUACUAAUAAGACUCUGUAGAUGAGUGAACAUCACAAGUGUUGGUAUUGUGCAUUAAGAGGUUGUGCUUCGCUAUGUGUGGAACUCUUGAUAACUACUUUCUAUAGAAACAUAUAAUUUCACACCUUAAUGAAAUUUCAAAAUAUUGAUGUCUGUGUGUAACCAUUUACUAGAGGCACUGAAGGCCAAUUUGACUUAAUAUCAAUUUUCUCCACUCUUGAACAGUCCUUAGCAGGGAAUUGGUUUUACCCAAGUUUUAGCACAAUUGUAAACGAAACUUAUGUUCUAAGUUGCCUAGCAUUUUUUUUAAAUCUGUCCACUAGCUUAUUUGAUGUGUUGCUGCUUGUAGUCAUGUAUGUUAUUUGUAAGUUGCUCUUGUAAGUAACAGUUGUCCAGUGUAUUUCCUGUGUUAUACAAAACUCAUUUGUAAACUGGGUCUGGUUCAGCUUUGUUCAAAACACAUCAGCAAUUAAAUCAAUGUGCAAGUGUCA
Messenger RNA from Thrips palmi, 5394 nucleotides. Its product is annotated as histone lysine demethylase PHF8-like. The transcript is spliced from 3 exons. The record is from RefSeq and is a predicted model, not a curated record. Lineage: Eukaryota; Metazoa; Arthropoda; Insecta; Thysanoptera; Thripidae. Gene Ontology annotation, molecular function: histone demethylase activity; transcription coregulator activity. The coding region runs from base 10 to 3129 and encodes 1039 amino acids. Gene Ontology annotation, biological process: protein demethylation; regulation of transcription by RNA polymerase II.